Penicillium odoratum is the source of this 348-nucleotide messenger RNA. RefSeq lists its product as uncharacterized. NCBI's taxonomy places the organism in Eukaryota, Fungi, Ascomycota, Eurotiomycetes, Eurotiales, Aspergillaceae. The transcript has a single exon. The coding region runs from base 1 to 348 and encodes 115 amino acids. The record is from RefSeq and is a predicted model, not a curated record.
AUGACGAGCCCUCUGAGUGGUCACAAAAAUGCUUCGGAAUCCACUUCCCCUGCCAUUAGAAGAAACGACACUAGUAAUAAGAAGGCGGGGAAUAGGAGAGAUCCUUUCCGCGGCAACAAAACGCAGAUGCCUGGCGCUGCCACAUGCGCCGACCGAAAUUUGCCUCCAGUGGCUUCAACUGCUAUGAAUAACGUGGGGUUGAUCCGCCACCUGCGCGUUUUCCAAAUCAAGAUGACUUACGUAUCUCCCGGUGAGAUCGACCGGGAGACAAUUGACCCCAUGUUAAACAUUCACCAUCCGCCGCAAGUUGCUUCAAGUAAGGAUGAGGAAGUUCUUAAUAUCGAGUAA